UGACACCACAUUGCCCGAACCCAUUAGCGUAGUACGAACGCAGCCCUAGUCAUCGUCCACCCGCUAAUAAAUCUCCGGCGAAAAGACCGAUCCCGAUCGUAGCAGCAGCGAUUUAUCGGCAAUAUGUGGCGCGUUACGACCAUCGCUAAUCGACGGCUGAGAAAUGCUCGGAAUGAGCCUACGGUUCUUGUCCGGUAUUUUUCAAAGGAUUCUGGUGUUUUUAUCGGCGGAAUAGAUGGAAGUAACAAAUGUGGUUUGCAUGGCAAAAAGGCUGGUGAUUCCAGUUUUUGUGUUGGAGACAUUCCCGUCAAAGCUCAGAAAGCGAAGGGUGGAUGCCAACCAGAAUAUUUUGACGUUUUCAAGACAUCUCCUCCAGGCAAGUCUUUGAGUGCUUUCUCUACAGUUUCAUCUAAAAUUAGUACAUCGAUGACUGGGAUGGUGCUCAAAACUUCAUUUUCAGGUGUACAUGCAGCGCAGAGAUGUUAUUCAAGUAAUUCAGAUAUACAUCCUCAUCAAGAAAUUGGAAUGCCGUCUCUUUCUCCAACCAUGACUGAGGGAAAUAUUGCAAGGUGGCUGAAGAAGGAAGGGGAUAAAGUUUCUCCUGGAGACGUAUUGUGUGAAGUUGAAACGGAUAAAGCAACCGUCGAAAUGGAAUGCAUGGAAGAAGGUUAUAUUGCAAAGAUAAUUCAUGGAGAUGGGGCCCAAAACAUUAAAGUUGGGGAGAUAAUUGCUAUAACUGUUGAGGAAGAAGAUGACAUUGGAAAAUUUAAAGAUUAUAAAGCUUCCCAACCUGCUGCGCCUGCUGAAUCCAGCCCAUCACCUGAGACUACUGUACCUAAGAAGUCAGAGCCAGAGCCUCCAAAAGCUCCUGAGCCCAAGGUUUCAAGGCCUGAAGGAACUUCACAUGCAGGAGAACGUCUCUUCGCUAGUCCGCUUGCACGAAAAUUGGCAGAAGAUAACAGUGUGCCUCUUUCCAGCAUAAAGGGUACUGGUCCUGAUGGACGCAUUUUGAAAGCUGAUGUUGAGGACUACUUAGCAUCGGCCGCUAAGGGUUCUAAGGUAGAGGAGGAUACAGCAGCAGUUCAAGCACUAAAUUAUGCAGACAUUCCUGUUUCCCAGAUAAGAAAAGUGACAGCAUCACGCUUGCUGCUCUCUAAGCAAACCAUUCCUCAUUACUAUUUAACAGUAGAUACUCGUGUAGACAAACUUAUGGAGUUGCGAAGCCAACUUAAUUCUUUACAAGAAGCUUCCGGUGGAAAAAGAAUUUCUGUGAAUGAUCUUGUGAUAAAGGCUGCUGCUUUGGCUCUUCGGAAAGUUCCAGCAUGUAAUAGUUCCUGGAUGAAUGAUUUUAUUCGCCAGUAUAACAAUGUGAACAUUAAUGUUGCCGUGCAAACUGACAAUGGACUGUUUGUUCCUGUUAUCAAGGAUGCAGAUAAAAAGGGAUUGGCAACAAUUUCGGAAGAGGUUAAACAAUUAGCCCAGAAGUCCAAAGACAACAGUCUGAAACCAGCUGAUUACGAGGGAGGCACAUUUACCGUAUCAAAUUUGGGAGGUCCCUUUGGGAUCAAACAAUUCUGCGCCAUAAUAAAUCCUCCUCAAUCUGGCAUUCUUGCUGUGGGCUCUGCUGAGAGAAGGGUUAUUCCGGGUGCUGGUCCCGAUCAAUAUUAUUUUGGUUCCUUUAUGUCGGUAACAUUGAGCUGCGAUCACCGUGUGAUUGAUGGUGCAAUUGGAGCGGAAUGGUUGAAAGCAUUCAAGGGCUACAUAGAGAAUCCGGCAUCCAUGUUACUCUGAAACAGUCACUGCAUCUCACAUUUUUUUAGGGGGUUUCUGGAAUGAACCCCCAAUGCUGCUGCUUGAUUCUUUUUUGUUGGUGUAUAAUUUUUUUCAGGGUUUUAAUGGAAAUCCGCAGAACCAAGAGUUGGAAGCGAAAACAAACCUCGAGUCAAACCUCGAGUUUGGCAGCAAUUUCCUUGUCGUCAAUAAAAAGUGUACAGAAGACUCUGAAAUGUUGCUAUGCUCUUUUCGUGAUAUGCAAUUUACGAGAGCUCCUUGUUGAGUUCUCAGCAAUUUCUUUCUGGGUUAGUUCUCUACUUUUCAUAUUGAAGUACUCUCAGUUUGCUUCUGGAUGUAAAUAGUACUUAAUGAAGAAAGUCCUUUCGCCCGAGAGCAAA
Messenger RNA from Asparagus officinalis (garden asparagus), 2171 nucleotides. Its product is annotated as dihydrolipoyllysine-residue acetyltransferase component 2 of pyruvate dehydrogenase complex, mitochondrial-like. The record is from RefSeq and is a predicted model, not a curated record. The coding region runs from base 124 to 1791 and encodes 555 amino acids. Gene Ontology annotation, cellular component: pyruvate dehydrogenase complex. Gene Ontology annotation, biological process: pyruvate decarboxylation to acetyl-CoA. Gene Ontology annotation, molecular function: dihydrolipoyllysine-residue acetyltransferase activity. The transcript has 19 exons. Lineage: Eukaryota; Viridiplantae; Streptophyta; Magnoliopsida; Asparagales; Asparagaceae.